Messenger RNA from Diversispora eburnea, 954 nucleotides. Lineage: Eukaryota; Fungi; Glomeromycota; Glomeromycetes; Diversisporales; Diversisporaceae. The record is from the annotation of a GenBank genome assembly.
AUGUCUCAGCCAGAUCGUAAAGGAAAGAAGACCUUAAGGGUUGAACAAGCCCUGAAAGAGAAAGAGAUGGGGAAUACGUAUUUCAAAAAUGGAAACUACUCAAAAGCAAUCGAACAUUAUGGGAAGGCCGUUGAACUAGAUCCUAAAGAAGCAGUCUUUGUCAUUAAUCGGGCGAUGGCUCAUUUGAAGUUGAAAAAUUGGGUAGAGGCAGAAAUUGAUUGCACUCAAGGAUUAAUAUUACAUCCCAAUAAUCCUAAAGCGUUAUGGAGAAGGGGUAUCGCAAGACGGGAAACUGGAAAAUUGGAAGAAUCUAAAAAAGGUUCUGAUGUAUUAAAAUUGGAACCAAAUAACAAAGAAAUCCAGGAUGAAUAUUCUAAAGUUUUAGAUAUUAUCAAAUCGAAUGAAUUAUCUUCUGAUUCAAUUGAAAUUACUGGUGAAAGAAGAAGGUUAACUAUUGAAGAAACUGAUUUUGAUGAAAACGAACAUAUUAUUGAAUCUGCAAGGAAAGAUUUGAAGUCCAAGUUAGCGGUGAAUGAAUUAGAUAAUAAAGAAUUACCUAUCAAAUCGACCACAUAUACUCGUCCAAACAUGAAGGUACCUCGUGCUAUGUUUGAAUUUGAGCGUGAUUGGGCCAGGUAUCAAGGAAAUAACGAAGAUUUGUAUCAUUAUAUUAAAAUUAUUCCGCCUGCUAGUUAUCCAACCCUUUUAUCCGAUUUUCUCGAAGUGGAUUAUCUCUCCCAAUUCAUAUUUAUUUUGAGAGAUUUCUUUUUGGUACGCGAUUCUGCAGAUGACGUAUUUGAAAUUUUGUAUAACUUGAAUCGUACCGAAAGAUUUAAAAUGGUUUUAAUGUUCUUGGGAGAAGAAGAUAAGAAAGCCAAUCAUAAUCAGAAAUUAACAAAGGCUACUCUUCAAGAAGUAUUGGAUUUGGCUAAAGUUUAUAAAAUUCAGUUGUGA